CACCACUCCCGAUCCUACUGUGCCCGCGCCUUGUCCCGCAUCUCACACUUCUCUGCCAGCUUUCAACCGUACUUUCUGCCCUUCUAGUGCUCGUAUACACCGCCAACUUCGCUCGAUCGCCGAGUACCUGCCCCGCUCCCACCUCCGCAGUAGCCCAUUCAACCCCAACCCAACGCGAGCACGAUUCCUUUGUAUACAUCACAGUAUCCGGAGCGGCAUUGUUCGCUCAGGGACUCACGAUGAGUAACGUGGACUUCCUGGGCCGCGCCAUUGAGACAGUCAAAAAGGCGAUCGAGACAGACACAGCGGGCGAAUAUGAGAAAGCAUACCAGAUGUACUAUAGUGCUCUCGAGCUGUUCAUGCUCGCCCUAAAAUGGGAGAAGAAUCAGAAGUCGAAGGACAUGAUCCGGGCCAAGGUGGCAGAGUAUAUGGAGCGCGCUGAGAAGCUCAAGCAACACUUAAACCAGACCGACGCGGGCAACCGCAAAAAACCCUCCGCUAUGGGCGCAAAUGGCAAGGCAGCAGGAGGCAGCGGCAGAGGCGCGAAGGACGACGAUGAAGAAGAACAAGACGCCGACUCCAAGAAGCUCCGCGGCGCACUCGCAGGCGCUAUCCUCUCCGAGAAGCCCAACAUUCGAUGGGAAGACGUAGCGGGUCUGGACCAAGCGAAGGAGGCGCUGAAAGAAGCCGUCAUAUUACCCAUCAAGUUUCCACACCUGUUUACCGGUAAGCGACAACCGUGGAAGGGUAUAUUACUGUAUGGCCCGCCCGGUACGGGUAAGAGUUAUCUGGCAAAGGCAGUGGCCACGGAGGCAAACAGCACUUUCUUCAGCGUAUCAAGUUCAGAUUUGGUGAGCAAGUGGAUGGGCGAGUCUGAACGGUUGGUAAAACAACUAUUCGCCAUGGCGCGCGAAAACAAGCCCUCUAUCAUAUUCAUCGAUGAGAUCGACGCUCUAUGCGGACCCCGAGGCGAAGGCGAAUCGGAAGCAUCCCGACGUAUCAAGACCGAGCUGCUGGUGCAAAUGGACGGUGUGGGCAAGGACUCUCGUGGCGUACUCAUCCUUGGCGCGACCAACAUCCCAUGGCAACUCGACGCAGCCAUUCGACGUCGUUUCCAGCGAAGAGUGCACAUCAGCUUGCCGGAUUUUCCCGCACGGAUGAAGAUGUUUGAACUAGCGGUGGGGAGCACACCCUGCGAGCUAACUCAGGCCGACUAUCGAAAGCUGGCGGAGAUGAGCGACGGCUACUCUGGCUCUGAUAUUGCAAUCGCUGUGCAGGAUGCGCUGAUGCAACCUGUACGAUUGAUCCAAACCGCAACACAUUACAAGCCAAUUACGGUAGACGGCGUACAGAAAUGGACCCCCUGCUCACCUGGCGACCCUCUAGCAAAGGAAAUGUCCUGGACUGAACUGGACGGCGAACAGCUAGUGGAGCCGCCCCUCCGCGUCAAGGACUUCAUGAAGGCAAUCAAGGCCUCGAGACCGACGGUUAGCAAAGACGAUCUCAACCGAAACGCACAAUGGACGGCAGAGUUUGGUAGUGAGGGAGCGUAGUGGGAGAAGGCAUGGUCGGGGGCAUUUUCGCGUUUUCUUGGAGUUCCUCGUUGGCAUAGCGGACCUUUGUGCUUAUAGGGGACUACUCGGCGUCGAGGGUUCUGUUCAGCGACUCGAUAUGUGAGUCAUUUGGAGCCAAUAUAUCAGCAGUCCGCAUGUGGAUGCAUCUUCAGCAAGUCUUUUAUUUUCAUUGCAUCCCUCUAUCUC
Messenger RNA from Trematosphaeria pertusa, 1760 nucleotides. Its product is annotated as vacuolar protein sorting-associated protein-like protein VPS4. Lineage: Eukaryota; Fungi; Ascomycota; Dothideomycetes; Pleosporales; Trematosphaeriaceae. Gene Ontology annotation, biological process: endosomal transport; vacuole organization. The record is from RefSeq and is a predicted model, not a curated record. Gene Ontology annotation, molecular function: ATP hydrolysis activity; ATP binding. The transcript is spliced from 6 exons. The coding region runs from base 240 to 1553 and encodes 437 amino acids.